AUGACUGCUGAACGCAAUCCCAAGGACUCUAUGAAGUCCACCUGGCGACAACAGGCUCGCUCCGAGUGGACUCUUGCCCACUGGUUCUACGAACUGCUCGGUAUUCACCCAGAGCAUCUCGAUGCCAACGUCCCCGUCCAUGUCAAAGAGGACGCCGUACCAUACGUUCCCGACUGGUCCAUGCACCGCUGGGUACUCACCCACUCGGUCAUCCCGAUCAUCCUGCAACACGCCUACGUCCAAUACACCGGCCACAAUAUCGGCGCGAUUGGCGCAUUCAUCCUCUACAGCAUCGCCUUCAAGGCCAUCGCUAUCCACGAACUACACGUCCUCCGCCGUCUCGGUCAUACAUACGGCUUCCUCGAUGGCGACAAACACGCCCGAGACGGCGUUCCCGAUAUUGGCGUCGCAAAGGUCGUCCGCUCAUUAUUAUCCACUUCCACCUUCCGCCCCAUGUUCACCGUCUUCUUCGCCUACCGUACCGCCCAGGCCCCCUCGUCCAUGAGUUUCGCCUGGCUGCCGCUCGAAAUCGGCUUGUAUGGCAUCAUCCUCGACUUCUGGUUCUACUGGUACCACCGGGUCAUGCACGAUUUCGACGGUCUAUGGAAAUACCACCGAACCCACCACUUGACUAAACACCCUAACCCCUUGCUCACGCUCUACGCCGAUACUGAGCAGGAAUUCUUCGAUAUCGCCGGUAUCCCGAUGAUGACCUUCUUCACCAUGAAAUUCAUGGGCAUGCCUAUGGGUUUCUACGAAUGGUGGAUCUGCCAUCAGUAUGUCGUUUUCGCUGAGUUGGCCGGUCACUCUGGUUUACGUGUGCAUGCUUCCCCGCCCUCUACGCUGAGCUGGUUGCUUCGCUGGUUUGACGCGGAACUCGUCAUUGAAGACCAUGAUUUGCAUCAUCGUAAGGGCUGGAAGAAGAGUCAUAAUUAUGGCAAGCAGACCCGGUUGUGGGAUCGGGUGUUUGGUACUUGUUGUGAUCGGAUUGAGUCUGUACAGGGGAAUGUGGAUUAUGUGAAUCAGUCGCCUAUGCCGUUGUAUUGA
Penicillium subrubescens is the source of this 1047-nucleotide messenger RNA. Its product is annotated as sterol desaturase family protein. Gene Ontology annotation, biological process: ergosterol biosynthetic process. Gene Ontology annotation, molecular function: iron ion binding; C-4 methylsterol oxidase activity. NCBI's taxonomy places the organism in Eukaryota, Fungi, Ascomycota, Eurotiomycetes, Eurotiales, Aspergillaceae. The record is from RefSeq and is a predicted model, not a curated record. Bases 1 to 1047 code for a protein of 348 amino acids. The transcript has a single exon.